Epinephelus fuscoguttatus (brown-marbled grouper) is the source of this 6091-nucleotide messenger RNA. RefSeq names its product anoctamin-8-like. Gene Ontology annotation, cellular component: plasma membrane. Gene Ontology annotation, biological process: chloride transmembrane transport. Gene Ontology annotation, molecular function: chloride channel activity. NCBI's taxonomy places the organism in Eukaryota, Metazoa, Chordata, Actinopteri, Perciformes, Serranidae. The transcript has 18 exons. The record is from RefSeq and is a predicted model, not a curated record. Bases 304 to 3528 code for a protein of 1074 amino acids.
UCGUGGGCAUGGGCGCCUGAAUCACCUGCAGCUCUGCAUGUGCAGCUCCAACACAUAUGUCAGUGUUUAUAGACCUGUAGCCUGCGCGGUGUUCCCCUCAACUGUGUCGUCACCACCCAGUCACGACUGGUGCGCGCGUGUACAGCCUAUUCCAUGAUCAUGUUCCUCCUCCUCCUCCUACUCUAUCAGAUACACUAGGGUUUCCCUUUACAUGCGACGGCCAUGCAAUAAAAGCAGAGUCCUCCGUGCAGUGCGGUUUUGCAGCUCCUCCAUCACCACCUGGAGUAUUCGUGCACCACCACCAUGCAAGCGGCGGGCACCGGAGCAGCUGAUACCGACGCUACUGUAAACGGUAGCAGCAGCAGCACCGCAGACGUCGACGACAGCGACGGGGCAGGGGAGAGGAUGGAGAGGACGGUGCCAAGCGAGCAGCAGGACAGGACCAACAACCAGCAGCAGCAGCAGCAGCAGCAGAAGACGUCCUUAUCACCAUCCGGAGUGCUCGAUAAAUUGUUCGGGAAGCGCCUCUUGCAGGCCAGACACUACAUUAUGUCUCGUAAGUCCUGGCUGAAGAUGGUGCCCACUGAAAACUGUGAUAUCCUGAUGACAUUCCCAGAUACAAUCGAUGAUCACACUCUGCUGUGGCUCCUGAAUCAGAUUCGUGUCGGAAUCCCACAAGUCAGCAUUCAGGUUCGGCAGCACAAACACACCCAGGCACACGCCUUCUUCAUCACGACAACAUUUGAGAACUUACUGCGGGGAGCCGAGCAGAUGGGCAUGCACAAGGCCGUCAAACCGCAGUUUGGCGGCGGGAUGCGGCGCUUUUCCUGCGAGGAGGACAACAUCUAUGAGAACAUAGAGAGCGAGCUCUGCUUUUUUACAUCGCAGGAGCGUCAGGGCAUCAUCAAGUACUGGCUGGACAAUCUGCGAGCCAAACAGGGGGAGGUGCUCCACAACAUUCACUUCCUGGAGGGACAGCCAAUCAUUCCAGAGCUGGAAGCUCGAGGGGUGAUCCAUCAAAUGUUUCCUCUCCACGAGCAGAGGAUCCUCAACCAGCUGAUGACAUCAUGGGUCCAGGCUGUGUGUGAGAGGCAGCCCCUGGACGAUAUCUGUGACUACUUUGGAGUGAAGAUCGGCAUGUAUUUUGCCUGGCUGGGUUUCUACACUAACUCCAUGCUGUACCCUGCUGUCAUCGGCUUUCUGCUCUGGAUACUCGCUGAGGCUGACCAGACCAGCCAGGAUAUCUGCUGUGUGGUUUUUGCCCUCUUCAAUGUUGUGUGGGCGACGCUGUUUCUGGAGCGCUGGAAGAGGCGAGAGGCGGAGCUGGCCUACAGGUGGGGCACCCUGGACACCCCCGCAGAGUCCUUGGAGGAGCCCAGGCCGCAGUUCAGGGGAGUGAAGCGCUGCAGUCCCAUAACGGGUUGUGAGGAGUUCUACUACCCACCUUGGAAGAGAGCUCUGUUCAGAUGGCUGGUCAGCCUGCCCAUCUGCCUUCUCUGUCUCUGCUUUGUCUUCCUCGCCAUGCUCCUCUGCCUGGAACUGCAGGAAGUGGUGAUGGAGAUUCAGGAGCUACCUGGUAUCACAAGAUUCAUUCCUAAGAUACUUCUGGCCAUUACUGUGACCAUAUGCGAUGAAGUGUAUAAGAAGAUCGCCUACUGGCUUAAUGACAUGGAGAACUACAGACUUCAGAGUGCCUAUGAGAAUAAUCUCAUCAUCAAGAUGGUUUUUUUUGAAUUCAUCAAUUCGUACCUUAGCCUUUUCUACAUUGGAUUCUACCUCAAGGACAUGGAGCGACUGAAGGAGAUGCUAGCCACUCUACUGAUCUUCCGCCAGUUCCUACAGAACAUCAAAGAGGUUCUCCAGCCUUAUCUCUACGAGCAAAACAAGCUGGGCGUCUUCACCCCCAAAGUGCUGUGGGAGCUGCUCCAGACCAUCAUACUCAAGUACGGCCGCCUGGCUCUGGGAAAGGCCCAAGCCUCGAUGACAGGCUACUCCUUCCUGGGUCCCAAAGGGAUCCCCGUCACUCACACUGCUAACGGCAAUCCAGAGCAGAAGAAAAGAGGGGAUCUGAAAGCUGGAUUCAGGCUGACGGAAGAGGAGUGGGACAUGAACGACAGCAAUCUGAAGCAACGUAAAGUCAGCUUCACUGAGAAGGUUGACUACCAGGAUGUCAUGACAGAAACGCUGCCGGUGGAUCGCAGCUGCCUUGAGGACAGUCCUACACUGGUGGAGGAAGGGAUGGAUCCAUCAAGCAUUUUUGACAGUUGUGAUGAGGACAGCGACUGUGAAUCGCUGUCUCAAGAAUCUGAGUCUCUGUGUCAGAAAAGAAAGAACGUCAGUGAGGAGAAAGAGCAUAAGAAGUCAUGGAUGGAUCCACCAGAGGAACCCAAAACUGUCACUUUGACCCAGGCUGAGAUUGAGAGCUGCAUGCAGACAUACGAGGAUACGCUUCAGGACUACCAGGAAAUGUUCAUCCAGUUUGGCUACGUGGUGCUCUUCUCCUCUGCGUUUCCCCUGGCGGCCAUGUGUGCUCUUAUCAACAACAUCAUCGAGAUCCGCAGCGACGCCCUGAAGCUCUGCACCGGCCUGCAGAGACCCUUCGGACAGAGGGUGGAGAACAUCGGACAGUGGCAGACUGCAAUGGAGGCCAUGGGUUUGAUAGCCAUUAUAGUUAACUGUUAUCUGAUUGGUCAGUGUGGGCAGCUACAGCGUCUGUUCCCCUGGUUGAGUCCUGAGAUGACCAUCAUCUCCAUCGUCUUACUGGAGCACUUUGCAAUCCUCCUAAAGUACAUCAUCCAUGUUGCCAUCCCUGAUAUCCCUGGCUGGGUUGCAGAAGAGAUGGCCAAGCUAGAGUACCGACGAAGGGAAGCUUUCAAGAAGCACGAGCAGCAGGCCCAGCAGCACUUCCAACAGCAGCUCAGACGCCGGCGUGAAGAGGAGGAGCUCCAGCGUCAGGCUGAGCUGCAGGCCGAGGCCCGUCAGGAGAGCGACCACAGGGCAGACACGCAGCACCAGCACCACCACGACAAAGCACCGGGGAGCAAGGCAGGGGACAAACCCAAGAGACCCAGCUCUCUGCUGGGGAACAACAAUGUGAUGAAGCUGAAGCAGAUCAUCCCUCUGCAGGGGAAGUUCUCCUCCAGCACGUCUCGCUCACCAGCUCAGUCCCCAACAGGAGGUGAGGCGAAGCUCCCAGGAUUUCUCAAGUUCUUGAAGUCACCUGAGAUGAAAAAGGAGCCAGCGGUGGCAGCUGGAGCUCCAGCCUCAACAGUGACCUCCUCUGUUCCCCCUAGUGGCCAGGAGAGGUCACAGUCCCCCAACAGGACAUUCAGUCCUGGGAAACUGUUCAGCUUCAGCAAGUCAGAGGGGACAGUGGUGUGUGUGAAUGGGACACAACCACUGCCCCAGCCUGCUAACGCUCAGCCCAGCAGGGGCGACUUAAACACAUCGCUGGAGGAAUUACCUUCCAAUGAGUCAGAAAAAGGAGAAUCAAGACAAUUGACUGAUUUAGAAAACUGUAAGAGUUAAUAAACGUUCCACCAAUGUAACAUGAUGAAGAGCAAUGUACAAAUGUUCAGGCAACAUUCAGAGACACACCUGUACCGUAAGAGAACACAUUAGUCACAAGGACCACAUGUAAAGGUCAGCGAACUUUCACUCUUGAUGCAACUUACUUCGCACAAGGUAUUAUACUGUAUCCAUUAACACUUGAUUAUCUAACUUCCAUGUAAAAUAUGUACAGUAAGUGUAACUGCUCGAAUGGGGCUUGACUAACCUUUACUUAAGGUUAAAAUACUGCAUGACUGCCUGGUUUUUAACAGCACCAGAAGAGAUUAUGUUGAUGUGGAGGAUCUUUCGUUCCAAACCCAGAUCAUUAAAGGUCCAGUGUGCAGGAUUUAGGGGGUGUAUUGACAGAAAAGGAAUGUAGUAUUAUAAGAAUGUUCUCUUUAGUGUACAAUCACCUGAAAAUAAGAACAGUUGUGUUUUUGUUACCUUAGCGCGAGUCAUUCAUGUUUACACUACGGGUGGAUCCUCGUCCACAGAUAAUCGGCAUGUUUUUACAGUAGCCCGCAACGGCAAACCAAACCUUGGGUCUAGAUAGAGCCAUUCAUGUUUUUGCGUCGGCCACUGUUGUAAGUAGCCCCUCCAUGACACGCAGUGUAGAAAAAAACUCAGACUUUUUUAACGUGAAACUGCUUUAAUCAGUGUUUUUACCAGUUUGAAACACCAGGUCCGUUAGUUUCGGAAAGGAUGACACCUCUGCGGAUAAUUCGGCUCCCAGUAAAAACCUCCUGAACAUCUGGAUCAUAAGUUAUCAGAGAAAAAAGGUGAGGCUAGCGGCACAUCUGCAACAAGCCGAAACAGCAUCAAAGAAACACUAAUUUUAACACAAUACCACUUUAUUCAGUGUUUUUACUUGUUUGAAACACCAGGUUCAUUUGUUUUGGAGAGAAGGAGACCUCUGUGGAUAAUUUGGCUCCCAGUAAAAACCUCCUGAACGUCUGGAUCUUAAGUUAUUAGAGAAAAAAGGUGAGCACAUAUUAGCAAGUGCUAGGCUAGCAGCCUGUCUGCCACAAGCCCAACAGCAUCAGAGAAACACUAAUUUGUAACGUGAAACUGCUUUAUUCUAUGUUUUUAACAAUUUGCAUCAACAGGCCCGUUUGUUUUUGAAAGGAAGAGACCUCUGUGGAUAAUUCGGCUCCUUGUAAAAACCUCCUGAACGUCUGGAUCUUAAGUUACAAGAGCAAAAAGGUGAGCACACAUUAGCAGGUGCUGGGCUAGCAGCCUGUCUGCAACAAGCUGAAGUAGCAUCGAAGAAACACUAAUUUGUAAUAUGAAACUGCUUUAUUCAGUGUUUUUACUCGUUUGAAACACCAGGUCCGUUAGUUUUGGAAAGGAUGACACCUCUGCAGAUAAUUCGGCCCCCGGUAAAAACUUCCUGAUCGUCUGGAUCUUAUGUUAUCAGAGAAAAAAGGUGAGCACACAUUCGUAGAUGCUGGGCUAGUGACACAUCUGCAACAAGCAGAAACAGCAUCGGAGAGACACUAAAUUAUAACAUGAAACUGCUUUAUUGGCUGUUUUUACCACUUUAAAUCACCAGGGCCAUUUGUAUUGGAGAGGAAGAGACUUCUGCAGAUAUUUUGGCUCCCAGUAAAAAAAAAAAAAAAAUCCUUAACAUCUGGAUCUUAAGUUAUCAGAGAAAAAAGGUGAGCACACAUUAGCAAGUGCUAGGCUAGCUGCACAUCUGCAACAAGCCCAAACAGCAUCAGAGAAACACUAAUUUUAACACGACACCACUUUAUUCAGUGUUUUUACCAGUUUAAAUCACUAGGUCCAUUUGUUUCGGAAAGGAAGAGACCUCUGCGGAUAAUUCGGCUCCCAGUAAAGUCUUCCCAAACGUCUGGAUGUUAGGUUACCAGAGAACAAAGGUGAGCACACAUUAGCAACAAGCAACAAGCUGAAACAGCAUCGUAGAGACACUCAUCUGUAACAUGAAACUGCUUUAUUCAGUGAUUUUACUGGUUUGUUGUGGAAAGGAAGAGACCUCUGUGGAUAAUUUGCCAAUAAAAAACUUUAAGAACAUUGGAUACUGAAGAAAUUCUAACCUGGAGAGGUUUCAGCUGGUUGCACACUGCAGUCCUCACUGCUAGACGCCACUAAAUCCACCUAAAUCGUACUCACUGGACCUUUAAUGGACACAAACAGCAGCUUCCUAUUCCAGGUUUGUUUCUCAUCCUGAUGCCUGUAUUGAAUGCAUGUUGCAUCAUGUGCAUGCAUUACGCGUCCAUCAUGUCUUUUUCAGUUGUAAAGCACUUUUUAAAGCCAUCGUAUUCUUCUGCAAUAGGUCAAAUUAUAUUCACUGUGACCAUAAAAAAUAUUCUAUUUUUCUUAACUUUGAUUUUCUAUGAAUUAUUUUACUACAUAAAUUAGUGAAUGUACUUCUAUGAUGCAAAUAAAUCUCACUUGAAUAAACAUCCAUCAAGAGAUAAAGCAUUGGCUGAUUUUGUUAACUGUAAAAAUGUAAUGCUGGAUUGUGGACGUUUGCUGGGUUGGUUUGUUUCCUUGGAUUAGGACAUGUAUGAACACUAAC